GUAAAAUGACGUUUCGUUACUUUUUUAGUCUAUUUCUAGUGGUAUGGUGGUCGAUUAACAAUAUUUUUCAUAUUGAGUUCUAAACAAUUUUAGCGGGAAGUUGACAAUAACUAAUUAUUGUUAAAAAUGAGUGUCGAAGAGGAUGUAAUGAAAAUUCAAAAGAAAUUAACUAAAAUGACUUCAGAGGACGGCACUGGACAAGAAGAUGCUCUUGAAUUAUUAAAAAAUCUGCAAACGAUGGCGAUAAAUUUGGAUGUGUUGACGAAAACAAGAAUAGGAAUGACUGUGAAUGCUUUAAGAAAAUCAAGUAAAGAUGAAGAAGUGAUUUCAUUAUGUAAAACAUUGAUUAAAAAUUGGAAAAAAUUCCUUUCCACUCCCAAUACACCUUCUAAAGAUUCAGGCAGUUCAUCAAAGCCUAAAAAAGAUUCAAGCAAGGAUAAAGAAAAAAAAGAGGACAGAGAAAAAGACAGAAAACUGCCAGCAUCAUUUCCCCCACAAUCAAAUACAACUGAUGCUGUAAGACUAAAAUGUCGGGAACUGUUGACGCAGGCCUUAAAGAUAGAUGGAGAAAAUCCAAAUUCUUGUGGAUCACCGGAAGAGUUGGCAGAAGAGCUAGAGGAGUGCAUUUAUACUGAAUUUAAGAAUACUGAUAUGAGAUAUAAAAAUAGGGUUCGUUCAAGAGUUGCAAAUUUGAAGGACCCUAAAAAUCCGACAUUACGUACCAAUUUUCUCAAUGGUGUAAUAUCAGCCUCGCGGUUAGCUAAGAUGACUCCUGAAGAAAUGGCCAGCGAUGAGAUGAAGAAUUUACGAGAGAAGUUCAUCAAGGAAGCAAUUGAUGAUGCUCAAUUGGCAACUGUACAGGGUACCAAAACAGAUAUGCUCAAAUGUGGCAAAUGCAAAAAGAAGAAUUGUACUUACAACCAGCUGCAAACCAGAAGCUCCGAUGAGCCCAUGACAACCUUUGUCCUUUGCAACGAGUGUGGCAACCGUUGGAAAUUCUGUUAAGACAUCCUUAAGUUACUUAGAUAAGAAGUAUUCAAAUAUUUUAACAAUAGAAUACUGUACUUCUUGUAAUACAUAUAUAUAACUAUGGAAUCUGUAUUUUUGUUUUGUCACUGUGAAUUGACUUGGCUUUAUUACUGA
Molecule: messenger RNA, 1143 nt
Organism: Papilio machaon (common yellow swallowtail)
Lineage: Eukaryota; Metazoa; Arthropoda; Insecta; Lepidoptera; Papilionidae
Gene: TfIIS
Product: transcription elongation factor S-II
Exons: 2
Coding region: 127-1005 (292 amino acids)
Biological process (GO): transcription elongation by RNA polymerase II; DNA-templated transcription
Cellular component (GO): nucleus
Molecular function (GO): zinc ion binding; nucleic acid binding
Source: RefSeq, a predicted model, not a curated record